Messenger RNA from Bradysia coprophila, 3815 nucleotides. RefSeq lists its product as uncharacterized. The record is from RefSeq and is a predicted model, not a curated record. Lineage: Eukaryota; Metazoa; Arthropoda; Insecta; Diptera; Sciaridae.
UAAUUAUUUUAGCUUGACAUUUUACAGUAAACAUAAACAUCCAACGGUCACUUUACAUCGUAACCAAUUUGAAAUGGCUUCGAGCGAUAAAAAUGUAUUUGGAAACAUCGAUCCAUGUCCGAAACACUCAAUGCCGAGUGCCCUCAGCUCAACGAUACUGGAUUACUAUCACAGAUACGGACGAAAUAGAGACCUAGAAAGGUAUCUACGUUUUCGAAACCGAUCCUCAAGUGGCAGCAGCAUUCAACUGUCGCCGACAAAUGAUUCUCGCGUUGGUAAGUCACUGGAGAACAUCAACAUUUUGGAAUCGUGUGUGGAAUCCGAAAAAAGUUUGCAAAAAUCGAAAUCCAGUGAAUCGAUAAAUCGGUCUGGACGCUCCAAGCCAGAACUGACAACGGGACAGUGUGAAAACAGUGCCGACACGUCUGACAAUCAAAUCAAAUUGACAACAAAGAAGGCGUUAAAAUCGAAAAAGAAAUUCAACAUCAAUAUGGACACACACAUCGAGAUAACGCUUCCACAGCAAUUACCACAUUCAUCCCAUCAACAAGUGGAACAACAACAACCGUCAUUCGAUGCACUCAUGCAUCAUGACUUUUCGCAACAAAAAAGUGAAUUCGAAACCAGUCAAACACAAACCGAACGAAUCGAGUUCCCGAAAACUCCGAAUCGAUCUGAAGUCGAUGCAAUUGAUGUUCCGGCACGACCAUCAUCCGUUGCUAGCAGUGCUGCAUCAAUAUCGAACAAACAACGAUUGGAAUGGGACUCAAUGGCUGAUGUUGGUUACUACAAAUCCACCGACAAUCAGCUGACAAAUCUCACCGAAUUUGAGCGGAAAGCUCUCAAGAAGUUCUUUAAUUCACACGGACUCAAUUUCGAUGAAGAAAUUCUUGUGUUCGCUGGUAAAGCAAAACUAUCGAACUCAGUGCCUGAGUUAACAAAGCGAACUGAAAAGGCACGGAUACGAGAGAAAUGGGAAGCUGCUUUCCAGAAAAUUUUAGAAGAGAAAUAUGCAAAGAGAAAUGCCAAAAAUAAAGAGGGCAAAGUGGAUCCGAAGCGACUGUGGCAGAGUGCCUUGGUAAAAUUUCGCGAGAAAUACGGAACACAAUUCAAUCCGGAAUCUGAUCUUUGCAUUACUGAGCCAACCGUACAUAGUACACCAAUUUUAAGCGAUUCAUCGAAGGGAGCCAUUCCGAAGGUACGAAGUAUUUUGCUGGAUACGAUCAAGACGGAAAGUUCCACAGAAAAGGAACCAUCUGAACAUGUGGAAAAAGCUUGCCAAACGAGUAUGGUUAUAACGUCAUCGAAGGAGUGCCAGGUCGAUGAAACAACGUCAGACAUGCUAAGCGUUUCAGACCAUCAGCUUGGAGUUACCUCAACUGACAACUCAAAGGAAAGCGAGAAAUCGACCGACUAUAAAGGAGGAAUGGUUUCAGCGGCUAGUUUCGAAUUUGUUGCUCCUGCCGCGUACAAGGGCCAAGAUAAGGAGAACAUUCCACCCCGUAAAAAGGAAAUUAUUUUCCCACCGAACGAAGGCCGACAAGACGAAAAUAAGGAAAAUGUUCCACCGCGACAACUGAAUGACAACGAAAUUAUUGACAAGUUUCAACUGUCCACUCCACCAAAAACAACCACAACAACAACUGACUCUAGCCGAACGGACGAGAUUUUCGGUGUAAUUUCAACAUUGGAAAAUGAUCUAGCGAGAGGUGUCGAAGUUCUGUAUUCGUUAGCCAGUGCGAAAGAAUUGAACGAAGAGAAGAAAAAGAAACUUGUGCGCAAAAUCAUAAAACGUAUCACCACUGCCAAAUACAAAGACUCUACGGCCUCAUCUGAAUCGAUCGUCAGUUCGAUCCAGGGCUAUGACUCGGAAACGUCUAAAUCAGUUGUUGGAAAUCCACAUUCCCGGCCAAAUAUCAGUGGGGUGAACACAUUAUCCAGCACUUCGUCGUCGAAUUCCAACAAAGAACUAUCGGUGUCGAGUGCAAAAGUGGCACAGCCGGUCAAGCAGGACAAUUCGAAGGAGAAUUCCAUCAAGGAUUUUCUGAAACCGAUCACAAAUUCGGAAGUGGAAUAUGAGCGAAACAGAUCCAAAGAGAAGAGAGGCAUUGAACAAUUACCGGAGACUGAAAGCGAACGUCAGCUGAGAAAGAAAUCGAUCCAUUCGGAUGUGUCACAGUGCGAUCCCAAUAUUUUGAAAUUUGUGGAGCAGCAGAGACAAUCUCAAUUUGAAUGGAUAGACCGAGAAAUCUGCCAUCUGGUCAAUUUAAAGGAAUUUCUGCAAAAGAAACGCGAGUCUGACAUAAUGAAGGAUAUCAUAAACUUGGAGAUGAAUAGAAAAGGAACGAGUUUAUCGCGUGGUACCGAUAAAUCGCAGGAAAGCAGUGGAGUAAUUUACGAAAAUGUUACUGUCGAUCCGAAAAGCACCGAACCUAGUUAUGCGGACGUGCAUGGAAUCUCCCAAGAAGCCUUGGCUUCAAGAUCAAACUCAAACAAAUCUGCCCUGAAACCAACACCAAAGGAAAACCAGCAUCAAUCUCAUGAAAAAGACGAGAUCAGCAACGCCUCUUCGUCGCUGGAAUGGAACUCACAUAUCAAUAUGCAGCAGUUUGUUCGCAAUCGCACCAAACUACAAACCCCAAACGACGACAUCGUUUCUUAUGCUCAGACCAAGGAGCGUGAAUUUCUUGGAAAAUACGAGGGCAUCCGUUCCCGACCCAUUUACACUCAGCCAUACAGUUCCGAUCAUUCGGAUCAUUACUCUGAACCGCAUGACAUAAACCGCAAACCGUUGGCGAAAAAGAACACCAAUCAUGCAUACACAUCAAUUACAGGCUCCGAUGGAUUUCUAUCGUCGGAUUCGGUUUCGAUACCGGUUGCCAAUUCAACAUCGAACACAACCACUCAUCAAUAUGAUACCAGAGCUUCGGUUGCUAUUCAAACAUCCAGCUCAUUGGCUCGAACAGCGCCGAUCUUCAAAGUGAAAUCGGAUUCUUGCAAUUGUGGAAGUACAACGUGUAAUUGUGUGCACACCAGACGACCAACCGUUCGAGUCAAAUAUCAAACGAACGAUAAACAAUUGCAGGUCAUUCCCGCAGCCAUUUGCUACGACAUAAAUUUCGACGAAAAGAAACGGCAAGCGGAUGCGAACAUUAAGACGGACUCGAACCGAACGAAGACUGAAAAUUACUAUCGUCAUUCGGAUUCUAGUUCAGCGUCGUCGAAGGAUUCGAAGAAAAAGUCUGAGCCAAAUUUCGUUGGGAAUUUUGGUGGCUGUGCCAAGCUAUCGUUACAAGACCAUUUGAAAUCUGCAAGACCCGAUUUCGUGUCGCAGGCAGACGAACGACGCAAAUGUGUGAUUGAAUUGCACAGUUUGAGAGAAAAACGCAACGAGCAACGGAAUCGUCUCUUCUUACUGUCGUCCAAUCAGUCGCUGCGUAAUCACAUUAAAACACUUAAUCCACCGCCGAUUGCUGGCAAACGUAUUUUUACGACAAAAGCUUUGAAACAGCAGACUCGAAAUCGAUACAAUAAACUACCCGAAAUCGUGUCCAAAGAAGCGAACGAACGAAAAAAUCGAAUCAAACGGAGUAAUCGGAUUGUGCGUGAUAUGUUCAAUAAGAAUUUACAGAAACGAGUUCUUAAAGGACAAACCGAUCUGUCCAACAGCGUCUUUGUUGCGGCAAUUUAAGCAACACCAAUCCCUCGGGAUGUAAAUAUUUUUUUCGUUUUCUCCUUUUCAUAAUUUAAUGUUAGCGAAUUAAGGAAUUUUGCGUGAAAUGAAAGUCAAAAUAACAAAACUUCCAUCAAUCCAG